CGUCCCAAAACUUCAGCAGAGUUUCCAAUCGCGACCACAAGCCCAUCCCGUCCUGCGAUCCGCCCACCUGGGCCGCUGGUCCAGGAUUCCACACAGCUAUUGUCCCACGCCUGCUCCACCACCCAGCCUGGUCCCUGCAACACACCAUUACCGAGUACGGAGUGCCACCCAGACUGCCAGAGACGACAAUAACAAGUCCUCGAUCCGCAAAUCCCGCCGCGCACGCUGCGUGCACACUCUCCCAGCUUUUCAAACCCACACACAUCAACUGAGCGAGCCGAGCCAUUGACACACGCACAACGCACAACGCACACUGCAAACUGCACACUGCACACGCACACAUGGAGGAGCUGCAGCCAUAGGGACGUCGACUGUUUACAUCCGCCAGCCGCGAGCCACGAGCCACGAGCCACGGGCCAGACUUCCACCGCUUGCUUGGCUGGCUGGCUGGCUCGCUCGCUCGCUGACCCCGAGCCGCUGCCCCACGACGUCAGCACCUUCUCGUCGUGCCCCAGCGCCCCGGCCGCGCUCGACACCACAGCCCACAUCCGCCUCCUCCCCCCUCCCCCCUCCCCCCUCCCCGCCUCACAACACCUCCUCUGUCGCCAGUCGCCAGUCGCCAGUCAACAGGCCGCCCUCCCACUCCAGCAUGGAAGCCGCCGCGGGAGCCGUCCUGUCCACCGCACACGAGCUCUACACCCGCGCAAACGAGUCCUCGACCGACACCUCCAAGGAUGAGCGCCCCCCCGUCUACAAGGUCAUCGGUAUAAGCCUGGCCAUCGGCUCCGGCCUCUUCAUCGGCACCUCCUUCGUGCUCAAGAAGGUCGGCCUGCUCAAGGCCAACGAGAAGUACCAGGAGGAGGCCGGCGAGGGCUAUGGCUACCUCAAGAACGCCUUCUGGUGGGGCGGCAUGACCCUCAUGAUCCUCGGCGAGGUCCUCAACUUUGUCGCAUAUGCCUUCACCGAUGCCAUCCUCGUCACCCCCAUGGGCGCCCUGUCCGUCGUCAUCACCAGCAUCCUGUCCGCCAUAUUCCUCAAGGAGAGGCUGAGCAUGGUCGGCAAGGUCGCCUGCUUCCUGUGUAUUGUCGGCUCCGUCGUCAUCGUCAUGAACGCCCCCGAGGAGUCUUCUGUCGCCGACAUCCAGGAGAUGCAGAAGUUCGUCAUCACCCCCGGUUUUCUCAGCUACGCCGGUGUCAUCAUCCUUGGCUCCGCCAUUGUCGCAUACUGGCUCGGCCCAAAGUACGGCAAGAAGAACAUGAUGGUCUACAUCUCCAUCUGCAGCUGGGUCGGCGGCCUCAGUGUUGUUGCGACCCAGGGCCUCGGCGCCGCCAUAGUCGCCCAGAUUGGCGGGAAACAGCAAUUCAACCAGUGGUUCAUCUAUGUCUUGUUGGUCUUCGUUAUCGGGACACUGUUGACCGAAAUCAUCUUCUUGAACAAAGCACUGAACAUUUUCAAUGCGGCCAUGGUCACCCCGACCUACUAUGUCUACUUCACCAGCACCACCAUCAUCACCUCCGCCGUCUUAUUUCAAGGCUUCAAGGGGACCCCCACCUCAAUCGUCACCGUUGUCAUGGGCUUCCUCACGAUAUGCUCCGGCGUCGUCUUGCUGCAGCUGUCCAAAUCCGCCAAAGACGUGCCUGAUACAGCGGUCUUUAGUGGGGAUCUUAACCAGGUCCGCACAAUUGCUGAACAGGAGCAGGCCGAGACGGAACCAAAGGCAGAUGCCAUCAGGGGCGCCGCUGCGCUGGUGCGUCGCUUCUCUACGACGCGCGAGAAGAUGGAGAUCGAAGAGUUGAAGCGGCUUCGCGCCGAGAAGGAGGCAGAGCGGCUCGAGGCAGUCAGGGAGGACGGCCAGCCGCAAUUUGAAUGGGAUGGUCUGCGAAGGCGUAGAACAACGCUCGGAAGUCAGUAUAGCAGACAUACAACCACGCCACAUAACACGUUCCCAAUGACGCCAAAUACCGGUGCUUCACACCCGCCGCUGGGCAUGUCUCACUUCCCAACCGACGAGGAACUCGCCGAGCAGGACAGACCGUUUAGUGCGGGUCUCUCUAGUUUCAUGGGUACCAUCCGGUCGCGUGCGACAAGCGUGUUGCCAGGACAUCCGGACUUCAGACAGUCGUCUGUGGGAAGCGACAGUUCUAAUGCCCUCAACAUAUCUUCCAAUAAGAUGCAAAGCCCGAUGCACCCUGUGCAGCUUACCGAAAUUUCUGUGGCGCACGGCGGUGCUUACGGGGUACCUGCUGGCGUCAAGACCGAGUACGACCCGGGCUCACACGGCUCAUCCGAUAGCAUCGGCGGCCAUGAGAGACACAUUCACUUCGGCGGCGAGACUCGGCACACGCCCGAUAGCGCGAGUCUUGCUCCUCCCACGCCACCGCCACACGCUCAGCCCCACUCAGCCAGAAGACAGUUCUCCUUCCAGAACGUCUUCAAGCGACACCGAGACCACGCGAAUGACGGCGCGGAGGACAGGCCGGCAAGCUCCAAAUCCGCGAGCAGGCCUAUUUCUAGCAGAGGUUACAGCGCCCCACACGCAAAGGCCGCGACUGAAGAGGAACGUUUAGGCCUGGUAAAGGGCGACAGUAAUAACCAGGGGCCCGGAUACUCGUCAGCGCCGGCGUUGCCCUCGUACGAGGAAGAUGACUACGAGGGGUCUGACGAUUACAUGUACGACGAAGACGCCUUGUACAGCGACGACAAGAUGACGCGCUAUGGACGCGGUAUCACGGACAGCCCUCCGAGGGGCCGAGCCGGAAGCGACAGCUCAAACGAGAAGGGCAGCGAGCCUCAGAGAGGCCGGUGGGAGAAGGGCCGAGGAGGCAGCAGGGACCAAACUCCGCCUACGCCGCCACCCAAGCCCCCAGCGCACGGCAGCGGCAGCGGCAGCGGCAGCGGGACGCGAACACCGAGAGGCGGUGCCUAUAUAUGACCAUCUUUUCCGCGACUAACGCAGCUGAACCGCUGCUGUACAGUACGACUCAGUGCGACGACUGUUUGGGCGUCUGGUAUGUUUCCGUUGGUGUCAGGUCUGCUGGUUGCAUUUCCGGAAACGGAUGGGCACCUGCUACGCCCGUUUGGAUUGGAAUAUUAGCAUUGGGUGUUAGAUGGUCCUUGGAAUACAUACAAGCAUUGGGCGGGAUGGGAGUGCGGUAUCAUCAAAGCACAGGUUGCCGGCUGCAUAGCUACUUACAGCAUCGCCCGUGGUUUGGGGGGGGGGGCAGAAACCAUCACAGGUCUCUGGUGUAUAUUUAGACGGGAUGAGCAUCUCACCGGAAUAGCAGCAGCCAUAAUGUAGUGAACGCCCGAAUGAGCUACGACUAUCGAAUUUCUAUUGUUGGA
Messenger RNA from Diaporthe batatas, 3342 nucleotides. RefSeq lists its product as uncharacterized. The record is from RefSeq and is a predicted model, not a curated record. Gene Ontology annotation, molecular function: magnesium ion transmembrane transporter activity. Gene Ontology annotation, cellular component: membrane. The transcript has 4 exons. Gene Ontology annotation, biological process: magnesium ion transport. Lineage: Eukaryota; Fungi; Ascomycota; Sordariomycetes; Diaporthales; Diaporthaceae. Bases 650 to 2932 code for a protein of 760 amino acids.